Molecule: messenger RNA, 1446 nt
Organism: Pseudocercospora fijiensis CIRAD86
Lineage: Eukaryota; Fungi; Ascomycota; Dothideomycetes; Mycosphaerellales; Mycosphaerellaceae
Exons: 4
Coding region: 1-1446 (481 amino acids)
Biological process (GO): DNA repair; mRNA splicing, via spliceosome; protein ubiquitination
Cellular component (GO): Prp19 complex; U2-type catalytic step 1 spliceosome; cytoplasm
Molecular function (GO): ubiquitin protein ligase activity; protein binding
Source: RefSeq, a predicted model, not a curated record
AUGUUGUGCGCAAUCUCCGGCGAAGCGCCAGAGCAUCCUGUCGCAAGCCGAAAGUCCGGCAAUGUCUUUGAGAGACGACUGAUCGAAGCUUACAUCUCUGAGCAUGGCUCCGAUCCCGUCAACGGAGAAGAGCUUUCGGCGGAUGACUUGAUCGAUCUCAAGCAAGCGCGCGUUGUGAAGCCCAGACCGCCGACCCUCACCUCAAUUCCAGCCCUCCUCUCGACCUUUCAAAACGAAUGGGAUGCGCUUAUCCUGGAAUCCUAUCAGCUCAAGCAGCAGCUGGCAGAAACUAGACAAGAGCUGAGCACUGCUCUUUACUACAACGAUUCUGCGCAAAGGGUUAUCGCGCGUCUGCAAAAGGAGAGAGACGAGGCUCGAGAUGCGCUUUCGAGAGUGUCUGUCACUGGUGCUGCGAAUGGCGUAAAUGGUGCAAAUGGAGAUGCCAUGCAGGUAGAUAGCCAGGCUCUCUCAGAAGUGGCGCUUGCGACCAUCGAUGAGACACAGGCACGACUUUCUUCCACUCGGCGCAAGAGGCCUGUACCGGAAGACUGGGCGACCGCCGACGAGAUACAAUCUUACGACAUCAGAUCUACUGUGGACACGCAAUUCACAGGCGCCAAGUUCCUCGCUUCGGACCAGUCUGGAGACUUUUUCCUCACGGGAGACUCAGAUGGCACAAUGGGCGUCUAUGAUCUCUCUCAAGGCACUUUCACUACUCGAACAAGUCUCAGCGCCGGCGCGAUCCUUGGUGGUGCUUGGGCUCACGAUAAGCAAGCCUUAUCUACCUCUUCUGGUGCUGUUGUAGUCGCCCAGGAUGGUGCGAUUAAGGGCAAGUUUCAGCAGCACGCAGGUGCAGCUACGGCGGUAGCAGGACAUCCCAGUGGCAAACUUUUGGUCUCCGUUGGCUAUGACAAGAGCUACAUCAUCUACGACCUUGACUCCAUGAAAGUUCUUACACAGGUAUACGGUGAUAUUGAACUUACCACCGUUGCGUUUCACCCUGAUGGCCACCUUUUGGCAGCUGGAGGAUCGGAUGGUUCCGUGCGACUUUACGACGUCAAGACUUCACAGCUGGCGCACACAUUCCCAGCACCCUCUGCUGCAACACCAGUCAUCGCCCUGACGUUCUCAGAAAAUGGCACAUGGAUCGCUUCGGCGAACCAAGGCCAGAACAUACUUACAGUUUGGGACUUGAGGAAACUCAAUGCGCUUAAGACCAUCGACAUUGGGUCAGCGGUCACUGGCAUUGCUUGGGACUACACAGGUCAAUAUCUCGCAGCAGGCGGACCUGGUGGGAUCGUGGUAUCACAGUACUCGAAGAGCAACAAGUCUUGGAAUGAGCCGCUGCGCAGAGCCGUGAAUGUUGCAGACGUCAAAUGGGGCGCCAAGGCAAAAAGUCUGGUAGCGCUGACUGGCGAGGGAGCUGUCAGCGUCAUCGGCUCAUAA